AUUUCACAAAGCAGCCAGAGUCAACCCUUACAUCAGCAUCAACACGAGCUAAUUUUGUCCCCAGUACAGACCAAAACUCGAAAGCCACUGUCAUCAGUUCAGCAAGCUCAUCCAGCUAUACCACAAAAGGAAUGCCUAUUUCUUCGUCCAAAACCAACAAACCCUCGGCUACAACAGUGGGAGCUUUGACUACUAUUUUUAGAACUGUUAGUUCCACAUCUCUAUCAAAAACCACUCCUGCAGUUACCACAAAAGGAACUACAGGAACAUCUAGCACAUCAGCUCGUGUCACAACUAAGAAAACAACUGUUGCUUCUACUACAUUAUGUGAGGGCAGCAGAGUAACUCAUAUCAGGAUUGAAGGACUUGAUAGCAAGGAGAUUAGUGUGAGUUGGAAUGGUGACAACCUUAGACCAGAGAUGAAGUACGUCGUGAAGCUCAAACAGGGUCCCAACACAAGCGAAGUCACAAAUGUGUCAACUGUGAAGAAAGCACAAUUUACUGAUCUGCUCCCGGGAGUAACAUAUACGGUCACCAUAGAAUAUUUUUCUUGUAGUAAUAAGGAAGAAAUUAAGAGAAAUAUUACCACAGCUGCAAAUAUAUACGAGUCAUCCACCAGAAUUCCAGACAUUGAGUUUCUUCCCGAAUACGACAACCAUUCAAGCCCACAAUUUCAAACCCUUGUCUCACAUUUCAAAGAGGAGAUCACAAAAAACCUUCCCAGAGAUUACCAGGAUUUAAUUAAAGAAAAUAACAUGAGGGUUGUGGUGACAAAAAUCCGCAGAGGAAGUGUGAUUAUUGAAUUUGAUUUAUUGACAAAUGUCAAGAUUGAUCUGCAGACAUCCACUGUAGAAAAAAAUAUUAUUAAUGCCUUGAACAUGUCUACACUUAAAGUUGAUUUGGACCAAACAACCAUCAGAGAGGCAGAUGCUUGUCAAAGAAGUAGUGAUUUGUGCUCGGAAAAUGGUAUUUGCACAAAAGUUGGGCCUUCAUACACAUGCAGGUGUAAGGCAGAUUUCGUAGACCAGAACCCAAGUUUACCUGGAACUGACUGCCAAAAACAAGCUUUGAUAACAAUCUCUCCAACAUCUCGCCAAACCACAAGUGGGAAAGAUAACUGUGAAGGCGUGUGUUCCUCUCUUGCUGAGUGCACGGUCAUUCAUUCUGGCACAUAUGGAUGCCAAUGCUACACUGGCCUCAUAGAUGUUAACCCUUCAAACCCUGGGAAGCUAUGCAGAGAGCCUUUUGACUGUUUCAGAGAAGAAACCAAUUUGUGUUCACCCAGCAAUACAUGCCUUCGGCCACAGUCUGUUUGUUCUCGCAAGAACCUGUUCAAGGCUACAGUGGAAUUAAAAUCAUGGCUAUUCAGUCCUGCCCUUUACAACACUGAAAGUCAAGACUGGAUCAGUGUUUCAACAAAUUUUACCAUUACCGUUAUUAACAAAAUGAGAACCUUGCUGUUGGACGAGUCCUUUGACCUGACAGUUGUGGGGUUCAAAAAAGGAAGCGUGGUGGUCCAGAUGGUGUUUGGCUUUAAUGGCGGCAGCCACCUGAAUGUGCCAACCUUGGAAACAGCCCUACAGGACGUUGUCCAUGCAAAUCUGGACAAACUUGCUUUGGUAACCCUGGAAGAACUUCCUGCAGAAGAGAACUCUGGGGAAGGCUGGCGAGUUGCGACCAUUGUUACUGGAGUUCUACUGGGGGCUGCCCUGCUGCUAAUAGUGUUCGCUGGCUUAGCCUUUGCUCUGCGGAGGAGGUUGAAUUGCUCCAAUUCAUACAAACUCCGGAAAACUAACGACAGCGGAGACCCCGUUCUAGUCAGCACUUUUGGGAACUAUAUUUGUCAGGAUGUGUAGCUCACAUUUUGUGUAUACAAAUUUCAGGGAUUGAGAUGUAUGAAGCCAUUGUUAAAAAAACGAUUUUGCUUUCAGGGCAGAAAAGGGAAAAUAGGGACACAAUGCUCUGUAGUUUAUUUUUUUACUCAGUUUGUUCCACAUCAUUCCAUAUAUAUGACAGGGAAAUCACUGUAAGAUUCGGUGUCUAUGCCAAAAUGAAGGGGAAUGAAAACGGUCUGUAUUGGAAUUGUGAUCACAUGGGGAACAUGGAGCAGAGAUAACGAUGAGACUGUAAUGCUGGAGCUGCCCUGGACCUCAUGUUUCUGUAUUUCAGUGAUCUCAUUCUAACUUCAUCCUCCCGAUAAAAAAAAACAAUAUCCAUUCUGCACAGACUAUGAAAUUGCUUCAGAAUUAAGAAUUAGGACUACAGAACCGCAUCAACAAUCUGAGGCAUUUUAUCCUGAGUGGUUAACGCUUGUGUGCUUCCAUUGCUGUUAUGUCGUCCAAUCAUGCCGGUACUUCCUUUCAGAGCAUUUAUGUAUAAUGAAAGACACUGAGGCAAGAUUCAGGUCAAGAGUGAUUUCAUACAGAGUGCCUAUGGGCAUAUCCAUCAUUUAUUUGCAUAUUACAUUAGUUAAUAAUGAUUAGUAUUGCAGUUAUGGAGAGAACCUUUGCAGUUGUGUUUAACUAACUGGAACACACCCAUCUCAGCUGAAGCUUAAUUUUUUACAGAAAAUAGAGCCAUUGUCAUGCAUACAUGUAAUGCACAAGACAUUUUUCUCAAUGACUAACUUCCCUUUGUUUUUCUAUUAUGCACUUUAUCAUUAUUUUUUUCUCUGGGAUGCACAUUAACGUCCUUGCACUUUGAAAUAUAAUCACAAUAAUAUAAGAUAUUACAGUACAGGUACUCAUUGGAGCGAUAACUUCACUCAUUGAUUCAAGUUUAUAUUACUAUGAGAAUACAUUUUCUCAUCUGUUUCAUAGUAGAAUACUUUUGAUGUGAAGGAUACAGGUAAUGUAAAUGUGCUCCUGCAUCUACUCUACAUUAUAUUUUUGUACUGUUACAUAUUUAAGCUUUUUUCAUAAAUUAAAUGCUGCAUUUUGUAAGAA
Anguilla rostrata (American eel) is the source of this 2945-nucleotide messenger RNA. RefSeq lists its product as uncharacterized. Lineage: Eukaryota; Metazoa; Chordata; Actinopteri; Anguilliformes; Anguillidae. The record is from RefSeq and is a predicted model, not a curated record. Bases 132 to 1856 code for a protein of 574 amino acids. The transcript is spliced from 11 exons. Gene Ontology annotation, molecular function: protein binding.